Monodelphis domestica (gray short-tailed opossum) is the source of this 7031-nucleotide messenger RNA. The record is from RefSeq and is a predicted model, not a curated record. NCBI's taxonomy places the organism in Eukaryota, Metazoa, Chordata, Mammalia, Didelphimorphia, Didelphidae.
CGCGCAGAGCACGAACCGCGCCAAGAGAGCCCUGCAGAAUCGAGCCGAGCCGAGGCGAGGCGGCCCGAGGUGUGGGCAUACGGCAUGCUGGGGAAGGGUGCUGGCUCCGGGACCUAGGAUGUCCUGGGAGGCGAGGGAGAAUAUUCACAGUGUGAAGUUAUGAAUCUUUUGAAGUAUUGAAGAGAUGUGUCAUAGCCUCCUACCAGAUUAUAAGAUUCUUCAAGACUUUGAAUUUCUACCAUAUCUUUGAAAUCUUUUAUUUAAAAGACUUUUUCACCUACUCUUGGGAUUCUCCACAUAUUUCCAGUCUAGUUUCUGGAAGUCUAGUUUUGUUAAAAUAUCAUCCACUUCUUCUGAAGAGCUUUCCUCAGAUUUUGCCUCAUAAUAUUUCUUCAUUGUAUUGAGCCCUCUUAUUUCUCCUUCUAUACCCAAUUUCUUGGUAAUCUUAUCAGUUCCCAUAGAUUUGACUACCAUCUGUAUGCAUAUGACUCCUAGAUCUUUUCAGUCCCAGGCUUUCUCUGUCCUGUGUUGCUUACUGGAUAUUUCAAGCUGGAUAUUUUGGAGAUAUCUUAAAUUCAACAUGACUAACUUAUUAUCUUUCUACUUAACCCCUCUCUUCUUUCAAAUAUCCCUUAUUCUGUUCAAAGCCCUACCAUCCUUCCAAAUGUUUCAUUAACUUCUGUGGGUCACAGUUUAUCCAUCUGUAAAAUGGAUAGAAUAAUAUUUGUACUAACUUCUUCAUAGAAUUGAUUGAGGAUUAAAUGGGAUAAUUCAUAUAUAAUGCAUAAUAAUAUAAUUAUAGUUCACUUAUAUAGCAUUUUAUGGUUUAUAAGACAUUUCAUAUACAUUAUCUCAUUUGAUGUUCUCUUCAGCCCUUUAAUGUAUGUAGUAUUAGCAUCAUUAUGACCAUUUUAGAAAUGUAGAAACUGAGAUCUAGAGAGAUGAAACAGUUUACCAGGUGUCAGGAAAUAGUGGAACCAAGUCUCAAACCCAUAUGUACUCCUCCAAAUGCAGUGUUCUUUUUCUGCUAUAUCUGAGAUGACAGACACUCUACCACUAGACCUUUUCUCAAAGCUCUUCCAGGUGGGUAGGACUAGCCAGAGCCUUUGGGUCACUGGCAUAACCUUUGAGAAAUCAGGAUCCUCACUACACCAUGAUGAAAUGUUAUAGGAGAAGUUUAGUGCCUCCUCAAGAAUUUUGAAAUUUAAGAAAUAGUAUGAUUCAUUUUCAACAAAAUUAUAAGAUAAUAGACUUCCAGGUAAACAUGGCGGCAAUCUAGACGUGAAUUGCUUCCUCUCCCCCAAUCCGAACGAAAUAGACUACCUCAAAAGAGCAUAAAAAUCAUCUUUAGAAGAUCGGAGGGACUCUCCAGCAGCCCACAGCAAUGAAGGUAUGUGGGGUUUGAACACUUCCACACUAUAAGAGGGUGAGAAAGCUUGCUGCCAAGCGUGAGCUGAGCUGAGCUGCCCUCCCCCACCCCAGCGCACUCACCAGAGACAGCGAGUGAGUGAGGAACGUCUCUGUAGUAAGUGGGGAGCACUCCAGGGUCCUUGGAAUCUAAAGAGGACUCCCAGAGAACUACCCCUCAGAGUGGUUUCACUGGAGAGCACGCAGACCAUGGGGGCUCCUGCAAACUGCAAAUGCCAUGGAGGCUCUAGAAACGGCCUGAGGCAAAAUCUCCUCCACUCCUCGCUGUGGGGGGAGGAGGGGGGCAUGCCAGGGUCCCUGGGAACUGACAAGGACUACCAGGGAACUACCCCACAGAGCAGUUUUACAAGGGAAGCCUGCGAGCACAGGAGAGAAGAGACCACUGACUGCAUGGGUGGGCAUGCUAACAAACUUUGGAGGCUAGGAAGAAUCAGCCUGAGGCAAAAACAUCAAAAUACGCCCAUUUCACUCAGAUUUCUGACUGAAAAGGAAAGGGAAAACUACCAAAGGGAUGGCUCAGAGUGCCCAAGAUCAACCCUCCAAGAAGAAAGGGAAAAAAGUGACUAUUGACAACUUUUAGGGAGGGAAAAUCCAGGUUACAGACUAUGGAUGACAAGGUGACAGACCAGGAAAACAGAGGAAGGAGAGACAACUUGAGAAUCAUUGGUCUACCUGAAAAACCAUAGAUUAAUAAAAACCUCAAUGCCAUACUAUAAGAACUCAUCGAAGAGAAUUGUUCUCAAACAAGAGGGCAAAAUAGAAAUUGAAAGAGUUCAUAGAACACUCUCUAUACUAAAUCCCCAAAAGACAACCCCCAGGAAUGUAAUUGCCAAAUUCAAGAGCUUCCAAACUAAUGAGAAAAUAAUACAAGAAGCUAGGAAGAGAAACUUCAGAUACAAAGGCACAUCAAUAAGGAUCACACAUGACCUAGCAGUGAACACACUAAAAGACUGUAAAUCCUGGAACACGAUAUACAGAAAAGCAAGAGAACUGGGUCUUUAACCAAGAAUCAGCUGCCCAUCAAAACUGACUAUAUACUUCCAGGGAAAAGUAUGGGCAUUCGACAAAAUAGAAGAUUUCCAAAUAUUCCUAAAGAAAUGACCAGAACUCAGUGGAAAGUUUGACAUCAAAACACAAAGAGCAAGAGAAACAUGAAAAGGUAAAUAUGAAAGAAAGGGAAAAGGAGAAAAGUGCUUUAUUUUUCUUUUAUUCAAACUCUCUCUUCUAUAAGGGCCACAGUUAGAUCAAAUUAUAUAUACUAACAUAUGGGGGAAAUGUUAUGUGCGACUUCCAAAAAUUGUAUGCAUUAAUAGAGUAAUCAGAAGAAUCACUCAUAGGGAAAGAUUGUGGAAUUAACAUGAUUUUGAGGGGAGGGAGAAAAAAAAGAAAGAAAAAGGAAAGGGGAGGGAAUCAAUGAUGGUACUAAGAUAUACUUGAAGAAAUAGAAAUAAAUUAAAUAGAACAAUCUUUGUCACACAAAGAUAUACACGGGAAGGGGAGGGGAAGAAUCCUCUUAUAAGAAGGAGAGGAAAAGAGAGCCAUUUGGUAAUACUAAAACCUUACUCUCAGUGAAACCAACUCUGAGAGGGAAGAGCAUCUAGAUCCAUUGGGAUCUUGAAUUCUAUCUUAUCCAGCAGCGUAAGGGAGAAGGGAAAACCAAGGGGGUAGAACACAAAAAGGGAGGGAAGGAAAAGGGGGAGGGGAAGGGAACAAAAAGGGAGGGGCUAGAAAGGGGAGCAUAACAAGAGAGAGGACUAGGGGGACUAAUUUAAAAUAAACCACAGGCUUAAAAGGUAAUAGCAAAAGAAGAAACCUCAGAAUUAGGGGAGGAUAUCAAAAUGCUGGGGAACUCACAAAUGACAAUCAUAACAUUGAACGUGAAUGGGAUGAACUCACCCAUAAAACGUAGACGAAUAGCAGAGUGGAUUAGAAUCCAAAACCCUACCAUAUGCUCUCUUCAGGAAACAUACAUGAGGUGGGUAGAAACUCACAAGGUCAGAAUUAAAGGUUGGAGUAAGACCUAUUGGGCCUAAACUGACAGAAAGAAGGCAGGAGUAGCAAUCAUGAUAUCUGACAAAGCUAAAGCAAAAAUAGAUCUGAUUAAAAGGGAUAGGGAAGAUAAAUACAUCCUGAUAAAAGGGAGUAUAGACAACGAGGCAAUAUCACUAAUCAACAUGUAUGCACCAAAUUGUAUAGCACCCAAAUUUCUAAUGGAGAAACUAGGAGAAUUGAAGGAGGAAAUAAUUAUACUAGUGGGAGAUCUGAACCAACCACUAUCAAAUUUAGAUAAAUCAAAUCCAAAAAUAAAUUAAAAAGAGGUAAAAGAAGUGCAUGAAAUCUUAGAAAAAUUAGAGUUGAUAGAUAUAUGGAGAAAAAUAAAUAGGGAUAAAAAGGAAUACACCUUCUUUUCAGCAGCACAUGGCACAUUCACAAAGAUUGACCAUACACUAGGUCAUAAAAACAUGGCAUACAAAUGUAGAAAAGCAGAAAUAAUUAAUGCAACCUUUUCAGAUCAUAAGGCAAUAAAAAUAAUGAUCAGCAAGGGCACGUGGAGAGCAAAAUCAAAAAUCAAUUGGAAAUUAAAUAAUAUGAUACUCCAAAAUCGGUUAGUUAGAGAACAAAUCAUAGAAACAAUUAAUAAUUUCAUUGAAGAAAAUGACAAUGGUGAGACAUCCUUUCAAACCUUAUGGGAUGAAGCCAAAGCACUACUCAGAGGAAAAUUCAUAUCCUUGAGUGCAUAUAUUAACAAAUUAGGGAGGGCAGAGAUCGAUGAAUUGGACAUGCAAAUCAAAAAACUUGAAAGCGAACAAAUUAAAACCCCCCAGAAGAAAACCAAAUUAGGAAUCCUAAAAAUUAAGGGAGAAAUUAAUAAAAUUGAAAGUGGUAGAACUAUUGAAUUAAUAAAUAAGACAAGAAGCUGGUACUUGAAAAAAACAAACAAAAUAGACAAGGUACUGGUCAACCUAAUUAAAAAAAGGAGGGAAGAAGAGCAAAUUAACAGUAUCACAGAUGAAAAGGGAGACCUUACCUCCAAUGAAGAGGAAAUUAAGACAAUCAUUACAAGCUACUUUGCCCAAUUAUAUGGCAAUAAAUAUGCCAAUCUAGGUGAUAUGGAUGAAUAUUUACAAAAAUAUAAAUUGCCUAGACUAACAGAAGAAGAAAUAGAAUUCUUAAAUAAUCCCAUAUCAGAAAAAGAAAUCCAACAGGCCAUCAAAGAACUCCCUAAGAAAAAAUCCCCAGGGCCUGAUGGAUUCACUAGUGAAUUCUAUCAAACAUUCAAAGAACAGCUAACCCCAAUACUAUACAAACUAUUUGACAUAAUAAGCAAAGAGGGAGUACUACCAAACUCCUUUUAUGACACAAAUAUGGUACUGAUUCCAUAGCCAGGUAGAUCAAAAACGGAGAAAGAAAACUACAGACCAAUCUCUCUAAUGAACAUAGAUGCAAAAAUCUUAAAACAGUAUACUAGCAAAAAGACAUCAGCAAGUGAUCAGGAGGGUCAUUCACUAUGAUCAAGUAGGAUUCAUACCAGGAAUGCAGGGCUGGCUCAAUAUUAGGGAAACCAUCGACAAAAUUGACCAUAUCAACAAGCAAACCAACAAAAAUCACAUGAUUAUUUCAAUAGAUGCAGAAAAAGCCUUUGAUAAAAUACAACACCUAUUCCUAUUAAAAACACUAGAAAGUAUAGGAAUAGAAGGAUAUUUCCUAAAAAUAAUAAACAGUAUAUAUCUAAAACCAUCAGCAAACAUCAUCUGCAAUGGGGAUAAACUAGAUGCAUUCCCAGUAAGAUCAGGAGUGAAACAAGGAUGCCCAUUAUCACCUCUAUUAUUUAACAUUGUACUAGAAAGACAACAUGGCCAUCCAAUGCAGCUGAGGAAGUCUCCAGGUGUAAUGAUUUUUUGUGCCAAUGGACCCAGGCUUCCAACGCUGAGAGAGUGGGACUGUCUCUGUGCAUCGACUUUUCCACUUAAAUCUCCUUCACGCACAAGUGUUUUUGUGCACACUCAUCUACAUCAUAGAUGAAAGCGCACAAAGACAAUUGUCAUCCUCGGUUACGGAGAGACUACUACUACUAGAAACAUUAGCAGUAGCAAUUAGAGAAGAAAAAAUAAUGAAAAAAAAUACAAAGGAAGGUGACCUUGCAGUACCAGAUCUCAAACUAUACUAUAAAGCAGUGGUCAUCAAAACAAUUUGGUACAGGCUAAGAGACAGAAAGGAGGAUCCGUAGAAUAGACUUGGGGUAAGUGACCUCAGCAAGACAAUCUAUGACAAACCCAAAGACCCCAGCUUUUGGGACAAAAAUCCACUAUUUAACAAAAACUGCUGGGAAAAUUGGAAGACAGUGUGGGAGAGAUUAGGUCUGGAUCAACACCUCACACCCUACACCAAGAUAAACUCAGAAUGGGUGAAUGACCUGAACAUAAAGAAGGAAACUAUAAGUAAAUUAGAUGAACACAGAAUAGUAUACAUGCCAGACCUUUGGGAAGGGAAAGACUUUAAAACCAAGCAAGACAUAGAAAGAGUCACAAAAUAUAAAAUCAAUAAUUUUGAUUACAUCAAAUUAAAAAGUUUUUGUACAAACAAAACCAAUGUAACCAAAAUUAGAAGGGAAGCAACAAAUUGGGAAAUAAUCUUCAUAACAAAAACCUCAGACAAAGGUCUAAUUACUCAAAUUUAUAAAGAGCUAAAGCAAUUGUACAAAAAAUCAAGCCAUUCUCCAGUUGACAAAUGAGCAAGGGACAUGAAUAGGCAGUUUUCAGCCAAGGAAAUCAAUACUAUUAAUAAGCACAUGAAAAAGUGUUCUAAAUCCCUGAUAAUCAGAGAGAUGCAAAUCAAAACAACUCUGAGGUAUCACCUCACACCUAGCAGAUUGGCUAACAUGACAGUGAAGGAAAGUAAUGAAUACUGGAAGGGGAUGUGGCAAAGUCGGGAUAUUAAUUCAUUGCUGGUGGAGUUGUGAAUUGAUCCAACCAUUCUGGAGGGCAAUUUGGAACUAUGCCCAAAGGGCAAUAAAAGACUGUGUGCCCUUUUUAUCCAGCCAUAGCACUGCUGGGUUUGUACCCCAAAGAGACAAUAAGUAAAAAGGCUUGUACAAGAAUAUUCAUAGCUGCGCUUUUUGUGGUGGCAAAAAAUUGGAAAAUGAGGGGAUGCCCUUCAAUUGGGGAAUGGCUGAACAAAUUGUGGUAUAUGUUGGUGAUGGAAUACUAUUGUGCUAAAAGGAAUAAUAAAAUGGAGGAAUUCCAUGGAGACUGGAAUGACCUCCAGGAAGUGAUGCAGAGUGAGAGGAGCAAAACCAAGAAAACAUUGUAUACAGAGACUGAUAUACUGUGGUACAAUCAAACGUAAUGGACUUCUCCAUUAGUCUCAAUGCAAUGUUCCUGAACAACCUGCAGGGACCAAGGAGAAAAAAACACCAAGAAAAAAAAACCCCACAAGCAGAGGACAAACGGUGGGAGUAAAAACGCCAAGGAAGGACAACAGGUUGACUACAGGGUGGAGGGGAUAUGAUCAAGGAGAGACUCUGAUUGAACACCCUAAUAUGGAAACCAAUAGCAUGGAAAUGGGCUUGGGUUGAGGACACAUGUGACACCCAGAGGAAUCAU